GCCGCCGGGCUCCACACCGCCUUUGCUAAUGGCAGGGCCGGAAGGCGAUCGCCUGCCUUCUCGACGUCAACGCCCUGAGACCAGCCCGCCUGUCUCAGGUCAACUUUGUGCAUUUCUAAUCUGCGAUCCAUUGUUUUGCCUCCACAUCGAGAAACUGCAAAGCCCCUCGCUUCUCCAAGGGACCUUGCACCAAAUAUUGGCGCAUUUUCGGCAGCUCUUUGAUGCCUAGAUCACCUACCCAGAGAACCCGCCGUAAUUCGUGCUGACGUCGUCGCGGUGACUUGCAAACCGACAGUCAUCGUGUUAUUUCGCGAAUCGACUUGUUCUUGUCUUAACCCAAGGGGCUUAAGUGUCCAACAAAUUCACGGUCGCCGCGCCGACCGCAAAAAUCGGAACGAAGGAUAAUAGACACAUCGCUCUAGACCAUGGUUGUCCGCCAACCCUAGCCCACCAUGACGGCGCUUUCUCUCCAAGCUCCGCCGCAGCCGGCCCAGCUCGGUCGUCACCAGAAUGGUGCCCAGUUGUCGAGGGGCACCACGGCCCCGAUGGGUUCCUCUCCUGCGCGAAAUCCCGGCGCCUUUUCUCGGCAAACCGUUCGCGCCAUGUCACACCUGCAUGCCCAGUAUGCCGAGGCCUCGGCUCCGCGCACUGGAAAUAAUGCCGGUAUCCGCUCCGUGUCGCCGGGACAGGCACCCUUGGGACAAGGGAUGCCAAUCGUCAAUGGCAGGCGACGAACCGCAUCACCCGGUCCGGUUUCACGACGACCCUCGAGCGCGCCCGGAGAGCAACAAGGCGGCCCGUCGACCUCUCGCGGCGAAGAUAGAGAUACCGACGACGAUGACCAUGCCGUCAUAGCAAGACCAGCCAAGCCGCUGCUGCUCCGAUCUAAAAGUGAACACGGCAUCCGCCCCGACGAGGCAACUUUGGCCGACGACGAAAACUACGAGUGGGGUGCGAGGCAUGGUUUUGAGGAUCACUACCAAUCCGAAGACAUCAUCUCCCAGCUUGCCAAUAACUGGUACAUGUAUUUCACCGACAAGCGGCAUGAAUCCACCGGGAAGCCCAAGACCCCAGCCUUCGAGAUACAGGACUGGCGGAUGCGAGACCGGCUCAAGACCGUUUCGGCCGCCAUCGCAGUGUGCUUGAACAUCGGUGUUGAGCCGCCCGACCAGCUUAGGACGACCCCUGGGGCCAAACUGGAAGCCUGGCAAGACCCGACCAUUCCCCCAACUGGAAAAGCCCUCGAGAAUAUCGGCAAGGCACUGCAAGCGCAAUACGAGACCCUGGCUCUCCGAACCCGCUGCAAGCAGUACCUCGACCCUUCCAUCGAGGAGACGAAGAAAUUUAGUAUAUCUCUUCGCCGAAAUGCCAAGGAUGAGCGCGUCCUUUUUCAUUACAACGGUCACGGGGUCCCGAAGCCAACGUCUUCCGGAGAAAUCUGGGUGUUUAAUAAAAAUUACACCCAGUACAUCCCGGUUGCCUUGUACGAUCUUCAGCAAUGGCUUCAAGCACCCACGAUAUUUGUCUGGGACUGCUCUGAGGCUGGGAAUAUUAUAAAGAACUACCACAGAUUUGUCGAGAAGCAUGAGCAGGAGGAGCAGGAGCAGGCGGCCAGGGACCCAAACUACGAAAAGAUGAACUUCCAGCCAUACAUCCAUCUAGCCGCCUGCGACACCAAGGAGAACCUUCCAACAAACCCUCUUCUCCCGGCUGAUCUUUUCACUUGCUGCUUGACCACGCCCAUCGAGAUGGCCCUGUGGUUUUUCGUCCUGCAGAACCCUCUCAAAACUGAUCUUACACCUGAGAGGGCCAAGAAACUCCCCGGCAGACUACAGGAACGUAGGACUCCUCUGGGAGAGCUGAAUUGGAUCUUCACUGCUAUCACGGACACUAUCGCAUGGACAACUCUGCCUCGGCACCUGUUCCGCAAGUUUUUCCGGCAGGAUUUGAUGGUCGCUGCGCUGUUCCGCAACUUCUUGCUCGCACAGCGAAUCAUGCCCGUCUACGGAUGCCACCCACAGUCUUUUCCUGAGCUGCCUGAUACCCGCAAGCAUCCUCUCUGGGACAGUUGGGACCAUGCUGUCGACAUGGCAUUGGCCCAACUACCUAUGCUGGAGAGGAAAGAGGCUGAGAAUAUCCCGUACGAGUACGUCAACUCGACGUUUUUUACCGAGCAGCUUACCGCGUUCGAGAUAUACUUGACGAGGGGAGACGCAAUUUCCCAGAAACCCCCAGAGCAGCUCCCCGUGGUGCUUCAGGUCCUCCUUAGUCAGCAGCAUCGCCUCAGGGCCCUAAUCCUGCUGGGCAGAUUCCUUGAUCUCGGCCCUUGGGCCGUGCAGCUCGCCUUGAGCAUCGGCAUAUUUCCCUACGUUUUGAAGCUGCUGCAAUCCGCCGCCCAAGAGCUCAAGCCGGUCAUGGUCUUUAUCUGGACCCGUGUCCUGGCCGUUGAUAUCUCGUGCCAGCAGGACCUAAUCAAAGACAAUGGCUACACGUACUUCGCGGCCAUAAUGAAACCGCAGGAAACCUUCCCGGUGGUCAGCAUGACAGUAAUGGAUGAGCACAAGGCCAUGUGUGCCUUUAUCCUAGCCAUGCUGUGCAAGGGUUUCAAGCCCGGCCAGAUUGUCUGCAACUCAACCGACAUAAUGACGUACUGUCUCCAACACAUCACGCAUCCUGAGAACCCUCUCCUCCGGCAAUGGUCGUGCCUUUGCAUCAGCCAGUUGUGGAGGGAUCUCCCUGAAGCAAAGUGGAGGGGCAUCCGGGAAAACGCCCACCUCAAGCUUGCUCUUCUCAUCAGGGAUCAGUGUCCCGAGGUCCGCACUGCCAUGGCCCACGCCAUGACCACCUUUCUCGGCAUUCCAGACCUGACAGAUGAGGUUGCGAGGUUGGAAGAGGGGAUUGCUUGGGCCAUGCUUGAGUUGGUCAACGACGCCAGCCCCAUCGUCCGGAAAGAACUCCUCGUCUUCUUCUCACAUUUUGUGCUCCGUUACGAGGGCAAAUUCCUGGUUGCCGCCUAUGAGCAGCUCUUAGAAGAGAAAGAGUACCUGCUCUUUCCGCCGCCAGAGGACGGAAUGGACCACAAAAUGGGGCUGCAUUAUGCCCGGCUCGAGAACCGUGAGAGAGAUGGCACCAUCAAGCGCACCGUAUUUGGGGUGGCGCAUGAUUCUGUUUUCGCGGCAUGCUGGAAGCAUAUCAACAUUUUGAGCGUCGAUCCCCACCCUGAGGUUCAAAGAGAUGCCACAAUCAUCCUGGAUUACGUUCAUCACGCGCUCUUGCACUCGCCUGUCGGCGCACAGGCACAGACUCUGAUGGAUGAGAUACUCAGGCGUGAUAGGAAAGCGCCGAAGGGCGACAUGAGCCAAAGGGCGAGCGCGACUGGCACGCGCACUGCGGUCGCACAGCCGAUGCCGUCGCCUGGGCUCUUCAAGCGAACUGCCAGCUACCUGUUUGGGCCCCUGAUGGGAACGCUGGACGGGUCAUCCAGCACCCCUACUACCCCACCUCCCACUCCAGGGUUGCAAAGAUCUCAUUCUCAGCGGAGCCGUAAAGGGCCCAGCCAUGAGAACGCCCCUCCGGAGCAGCGGGAUCAAGCCGCAUCACCAGCAAACUAUCAUGUUGCGAAUGAACCGACGUGUGCCGGUUACGAAGAGCGCAAGCCCGGCGAGCUGCCCAGCCUUCCCCUCGUAAGCACGUUUCUGGAUUGGUCAUCUGAGUACUUCCGAGAGCCGCAAAUGAAGUCACCCGAGGCCGAGGAGCCCGGAAGCCAGGAUUACAACGAACGGCUCUGGCGCCGGUCCCGCAACGAGGCUGUUCUUAGGGAGACGCAGCCUCAAAAGACUCACGCUAGGACACACAAGUGGAAUAACCAGAUCAGCGUCAUCAGCAACGGUUCCCAGCCGGCAAAGAUGACAUUCCACCAGUUUGAGAAUCACGUUGCUGUCGCCGAUGACGGAAACACGGUCACCAUCUGGGACUGGAAGGCCAACAGCCGCUUGAGUCGCUUCUCAAAUGGUAACCCAGAAGGCUCCAAGAUUUCCGACAUGCGAUUCAUCAACGAAGACGAUCAGGCCCUUUUGAUGACUGGAUCCUCUGACGGUGUAAUCCGCGUUUACCACAAGUACGACAGCGAUGAAGGCAUCCAGCUCGCUUCAUCAUGGCGGGCCCUGACCCACAUGGUGCCCUCCAACGUAAACUCGGGCAUGGUCUUUGAGUGGCAACAGGUGAACGGCCAGGUCCUGGUCGCCGGCGACGAGCGUGUCAUCCGCAUUUGGAAUGCCGGCCACGAGAUGUGCACGCAUGAGAUUCCGGCCCGGUCCGGUUCGUGCGUCACGUCAUUGACAUCGGACCAAAUGACGGGCAAUAUCUUUGUUGCCGGCUUUGGCGACGGUGCUAUCCGUGUCUUCGACACGCGCAUGAGGCCGCAGGAAACCAUGGUGCGCAAAUGGAAGGAUGACAGCAGGCAGUGGGUGCGCUCGGUGCACAUGCAGCGCGGCGGGCAGAGGGAGCUCCUGUCGGCGAGCCGCAAUGGCAAGGUGCACCUGUGGGAUAUCCGCAUGGAACAGCCGUUGAAGACCUUCCAGACGACAAAGGACGUGCUGAGGACGGCAAGCACGCAUGAGCACUUGCCUGUGUUUGCAGUCGGCACCUCUGCGCAUCUGGUCAAGGUCUUUGAUUUUGACGGGCACGAGCUCUCGCGUUUGGAGCCUUAUUCCAGCUUUUUGCAGGGCCACAAGGGCACUCCCAUCGCGGCCACGGCUUUCCACCCACACCGCAUGGUCCUGGGGUGUGCUGCGCGGGGCGAUAACUAUAUCAGCCUCUUUGCUUGUGGCAACGAGAAGGUUGGGCCGUUCUUUUAAUUGCAUCCCUUUCCUGCUCUGAAGGUUUCUAUCCUGAUUUCUGGCGUCUGGUCUCGGCAUUGCAUUUGGGGCAGCGGGAUACCUUUGGCGUUUCGGGGUAUAAUGGUAAUGGAAGGCAUUGCACCUGCGCCGAGUGUAACGGAGGCAUAUCUGGUUUUCCUACUUCGCUUGGUGGCAUGGGCCUCUUACGGGCAUAUCGGUAUAGUCUAUGCUAAUAUAAUAGUGACAAUGGUCGUUCCCCCUUUCCGAUGCUAUAAUCAUUGUAUAAUGCUACAGGCUCCUGGGAUUGGUAUCAAGUCGUUAGGUGACAUCGACAUGGAGAAGUGUAGCUGUGUUAUACGCUGAUUGUCUAGCGAUCUUUUAGAUAUGGUCUAAUGCCAGCGU
Molecule: messenger RNA, 5240 nt
Organism: Canariomyces notabilis
Lineage: Eukaryota; Fungi; Ascomycota; Sordariomycetes; Sordariales; Chaetomiaceae
Exons: 4
Coding region: 453-4856 (1467 amino acids)
Biological process (GO): TOR signaling; positive regulation of cell growth; positive regulation of protein serine/threonine kinase activity
Cellular component (GO): TORC1 complex; cytoplasm
Molecular function (GO): protein binding; protein-macromolecule adaptor activity
Source: RefSeq, a predicted model, not a curated record